UUCAAAGCCUUGGGGGCCAAGCUAAGCCAAAACCAGUAUCAAUUCAUUUAUAUACAGUCAUUGUUCCGUAACCACUCUUACUUCAUUUCUUCCUCACUUGUUGCUCUGCCUUUUUUUUUCUCUCCUCUCUCCUGUUUAGGGUUUUACCGAUUUGUUUCUCAGUCGAACACUCUGUAAGUCAUCAUGGGUAAGGAGAAGAUUCACAUUAGCUUGGUGGUGAUUGGCCAUGUCGACUCUGGGAAGUCGACCACUACCGGUCAUUUGAUCUAUAAGCUUGGUGGUAUUGACAAGCGUGUGAUUGAGAGAUUUGAGAAAGAAGCUGCUGAGAUGAACAAGAGGUCGUUCAAGUAUGCGUGGGUGCUUGACAAACUAAAAGCAGAGCGUGAGCGUGGUAUUACCAUUGAUAUUGCCUUGUGGAAGUUCGAGACUAACAAGUACUAUUGCACAGUCAUUGAUGCACCCGGACAUCGUGACUUUAUCAAGAACAUGAUUACUGGUACUUCUCAGGCUGAUUGUGCUAUCCUCAUUAUUGACUCCACCACUGGAGGUUUUGAGGCUGGUAUCUCCAAGGAUGGUCAGACCCGUGAGCAUGCCCUUCUUGCCUUCACUCUUGGUGUGAGGCAAAUGAUUUGUUGCUGUAACAAGAUGGAUGCCACCACACCCAAGUACUCCAAGGCUAGGUACGAUGAAAUCGUCAAGGAAGUCUCUUCGUACCUCAAGAAGGUUGGUUACAACCCAGAUAAAAUUCCAUUCGUUCCAAUUUCUGGGUUCGAGGGUGACAACAUGAUUGAGAGGUCCACCAACCUUGACUGGUACAAGGGACCAACCCUUCUUGAGGCCCUUGACUUGAUCAACGAGCCAAAGAGACCCUCAGACAAGCCCCUCCGCCUCCCCCUCCAGGAUGUCUACAAAAUUGGGGGCAUUGGAACCGUGCCUGUUGGUCGUAUUGAGACUGGUGUCCUGAAGCCUGGUAUGGUUGUUACUUUUGGUCCUACUGGACUGACCACUGAAGUUAAGUCAGUGGAGAUGCAUCAUGAAUCUCUUCCAGAGGCUCUCCCUGGUGACAAUGUGGGUUUCAACGUGAAGAACGUUGCUGUCAAGGACCUCAAGCGUGGUUUUGUGGCUUCCGAUUCCAAGAACGACCCUGCUAAAGAGGCAGCUAACUUUACUGCCCAGGUCAUCAUCAUGAACCACCCUGGACAGAUUGGAAAUGGUUAUGCCCCAGUGUUGGACUGCCACACCUCUCACAUUGCUGUGAAGUUUUCUGAGCUUUUAACCAAGAUUGACAGGCGAUCUGGUAAGGAGCUCGAGAAGGAGCCUAAGUUCCUGAAGAAUGGUGAUGCUGGUAUGGUGAAGAUGCUUCCCACCAAGCCCAUGGUGGUGGAGACUUUCGCAGAGUACUCACCACUUGGUCGUUUUGCGGUGAGGGACAUGAGGCAGACUGUUGCUGUGGGUGUUAUCAAGAGUGUCGAGAAGAAGGAUCCAACUGGCGCCAAGGUCACCAAGGCUGCCCUGAAGAAGAAAUGAACCGCAUAUGCGGAGCAUUUGAUGAAUAAUUGCUAUGAAGACAUGGUUGUCUCUGUUAUUAGUGCCUAUGUUUUAUGCUUGCCUUUUUCUUUUUUGUGUUGUAGACUAGUUUCUUCACGACGUUCUAACACCUAUUCACAGGAUUGGGUACUUGAUCGUCGGUGGUGAGGCUAUGAUCUGCAAUGCCAGUCUUGUUUGUGUGUGUUUUUAUAUGUUAAGGAAAAAUCUAUAUUCCAUUAA
Molecule: messenger RNA, 1767 nt
Organism: Beta vulgaris subsp. vulgaris (sugar beet)
Lineage: Eukaryota; Viridiplantae; Streptophyta; Magnoliopsida; Caryophyllales; Amaranthaceae
Product: elongation factor 1-alpha
Exons: 3
Coding region: 184-1527 (447 amino acids)
Biological process (GO): translational elongation; translation
Molecular function (GO): translation elongation factor activity; GTP binding; GTPase activity
Source: RefSeq, a predicted model, not a curated record